UCUUCCCUGAACCGAACAGUGCUGAUGGCGAGAAAGUAAAUUGCCCGCAACAGACGAUAAACGCCAGAAAAUAAUUUUUGCCAAUAUCUUCCUAUCAACAUUGAGAAGGCUAAUGGGCCGCCAAUUCUCAAUUCUCGAGGAAUCCUUACCCUUUGACAGAAGAAUCACUGCAGAUUGUCCCAUGGAGGGAGAGAGCGAACCCUCUCUCAGACAGCCAUUAAACACCUCCACCAAAUAUGGGGCCAGAGUCACCUUAAAGUGCUUAUAAAACUCGGCUGUCAAUCCGUCUGGCCCAGGCGACUUCUUCAUGGCAAGCUGAUCAAUAGCUUUCACCACCUCAUCUGC
Molecule: messenger RNA, 345 nt
Organism: Staurois parvus
Lineage: Eukaryota; Metazoa; Chordata; Amphibia; Anura; Ranidae
Source: the annotation of a GenBank genome assembly